CAGCCGGGCAUGGACCUUCAGGCGGCCGGGUCCCAGGCUCUGGGGGCCGCCGGGCCGCCGCGGGGCCCCCAGCUGCAGAGCGCGCAGGAGGCUCCCCCCAGCCCGGAGGCUGGCUUUGGCACAGUGGACCACCCUGAUCAGGAGAGAGAGACUGAUGCAGCCAUGGAUCGACUAGCCAGUGGAGCACAGAGCAUCCCUAAUGACAUUCCUACCCAUGGUGAAGGCACACAUUCUGAAGAGGAAGGCUUUGCUGUGGAAGAGGAGGAGUCUGAUGGGGAACUGAAUACCUGGGAGCUGUCAGAAGGAGCACACUGUCAGCCCAAGGAGCAGACGGCUGAUCUUUUCAAUGAGGACUGGGACUUGGAGUUGAAAGCGGAUCAAGGAAAUCCUUACGAUGCUGAUGACAUCCAGGGGAGCAUUUCUCAAGAGAUCAAACCUUGGGUAUGCUGUGCCCCACAAGGAGACAUAAUCUAUGACCCCAGUUGGCACCAUCCACCUCCACUGAUACCCCACUAUUCCAAGAUGGUCUUUGAAACGGGACAGUUUGAUGAUGCCGAAGAUUGAAUGUGGAGCUUUCUGCCUUAUGGGUAGGUGGGUCCUCUCAAUCAAGAUCUCUCUUCCUGUCUUUGAGGUGAGAUGUCCUAAUUGAGACAAUGUUCCCAGUGGUUCCUGAGCCUGGGGUACGCAGACUGGUAUAAAAUAAGGUCCCACUGUUCUCCCCAGCUCUGUUGUUUCUGUUGUUGUUUGUAAGACUCCUCCUUGGGAUGUGUGUGUUUUCGUGUCUGUGUCAGGAGGACUUGUGUUCUUUAUAAAUAAAGGUAGGAAAAAAGUCAA
Messenger RNA from Marmota flaviventris (yellow-bellied marmot), 834 nucleotides. RefSeq names its product coordinator of PRMT5 and differentiation stimulator (gene Coprs). The record is from RefSeq and is a predicted model, not a curated record. Gene Ontology annotation, cellular component: nucleus. NCBI's taxonomy places the organism in Eukaryota, Metazoa, Chordata, Mammalia, Rodentia, Sciuridae. Gene Ontology annotation, molecular function: histone binding.